UGCUAUCUUUUCUGCUCUCAGUUCAUUCCAGACACCAUCAGGCGAACAAACUUUGCCUCUGAGAUUUUUUAUUAACAAACAUUUUUUCAUUUUCCCAACAAAACUCUUUGGACACGAUGUUUUCCUGUUACCUUUUCCUCUUUAUUUCUUUGAUAAUAUCCUUCCGAGACGUCCAUGUGUCCACCUCUGAUUCUAGCUGCACAGACAAUCCUGUGUUCACUCCGUCUGCACUGGUAUUGAAGUACGGUGACCCAGCCAAUGCUACAUGUGUUGUAUGUCAGAAAGACUGCAGGGGAACUGUUUUUGGUUUGGAGCACGCUGUGGGAAAAGUUACAGGACAUGGAACCACGAUGUUGUGGAAAGUUGACAGACUGACUGUAUGGGACACAUCUCUCAUAUGCUAUUAUAACACUGAUGCUGGUGAUCAGUGUUCUAGCAUUCUGGAUAUAACCAUCUAUCAGCCUCCAGAAAGUGUCUCCAUCAGCUUUGUAAACCACACUGGGAUGAUGUUUGAGAAUCAGCAGUACACCCUGCAGUGUAGCGUACAGAACGUAGCUCCUGUUCAGAGCCUCACUGUGACCUUCUACAGAGGAAACACAGCACUGGGUCACCUACAGUCCAACAGUGAACAGAAGAAACCAGUGAAUGAGACCUUUACUCUGAACAUCACUCCCAGUAGAGAACAUGAUGGAGCCCAGUACUGGUGCGAAACCAAGCUGGAGCUGGGACCAGCUGGACCACAGCGCCCUCCAGUGGUGACAUCAGAAAAACUCCCUGCUAUAGUUCACUAUGGGCCUGAGCUAAAGGAGCCACCAAAUCCAGAUGUGAUCACAAUCACAGAAGGAGACACUCUACACCUGAACUGCUCCUCUGUGGGAAACCCCAGCCCCUCAUACACCUGGACACUUUCAACAAAUAGUUCUUCCUACAGUGGCAGCGUUCUCACUAUUAAAUCUGUCGGCUUUGAGCAUGAAGGACAGUAUAUCUGCACUGUGAGCAACACAGUAGGGACUGUCACCAAGGAGUUUAACAUUGAUGUACAAGUCAACUCCAUCCCAUAUAUAAUAGCUGGGACAAUACUGGGAGCUCUGGUCCUUGUCGGACUGUCAGUGGGAUGCUACUGCAAACACAACUGAAUGGGAAACUACAAACUCAACAAAAUUAUUGUAAGUGACAGCUGAAGAAAUGACUAAAUGGUUAACACGUGCUUUUGAUACAAGCUGCUCAUCAGAAUCAGUAACGGUCUGUCUUUAUUAAGUAAACUUAUUGCUUGGAAAAAGCACAAUUGCAAUGGAAGGUUCUCCCCAAUAUCUCUUUGUUUAAAUGUGGUGUUCAAACUGGGCCCACGGGGUCUUUGAGGGUCUCUGCUAGAUAAAUGUCCCCUCUGUUCUUCACUUGUUGGCUGAUUCUCUCCUUAAUCAUUCUCUGCUUGAUAAUGCAGGCUAUUUUCACUCAAACCUAAAAUCCCUAAUACAUCUCAUAGGUAUU
This is a messenger RNA of Oreochromis niloticus (Nile tilapia), 1488 nucleotides long. Its product is annotated as vascular cell adhesion protein 1. The coding region runs from base 117 to 1136 and encodes 339 amino acids. Gene Ontology annotation, molecular function: integrin binding. Lineage: Eukaryota; Metazoa; Chordata; Actinopteri; Cichliformes; Cichlidae. The transcript is spliced from 6 exons. The record is from RefSeq and is a predicted model, not a curated record. Gene Ontology annotation, biological process: cell adhesion.